CUUAAUUCCUGGCGUCAUACCAGAACCAGUUAUCAUUUGCAGACGACUUCUCGCAGAUGUCUCGCAUUAGAUCAGACUUCACAGGCCGCGUAGUCUACAGCCUACCUAGAGUGAUGCCGCACUUGUUUGUUUGGGAUAACAACACGUGGCGUCGGGCAGUUAACGGAUGCCUGUCUGAAAAUAAUCCUACACUUGGAUGUUGGAUAGUAUUUGCAGUUCGCACUGAUAGGCUACGUGAGCAUUUUAAAUGUUUAAAUGAUUUAAUGUUUUGUUCUCAAUUAGGCCUAUUGCUGUUUUAACAAAACAUCCCACCCGCGGCUAUAGUUUGGUUUGGCGCACCAUAUUUUUCCUUCAGUUUUUGCGCAACGCCGGUCCUUGGAAAAAAAUAAAACAAGAUCUCCAUUUGGGACAUCCAGUUUUUCUCACUGCAGGGUGAACUAACCGAUAAGAGUGUCCUAGAAUCUUCCUCUGUAAACAAUGGCUGACAAUGAGAUAUUCAAUGACCCAGAGAAGCUGAAGAGGGGUCUAGUGAAGGUUUUGGAAUGCGUGGCCACCAUCUCGUCUGCAGCAGCGGUGGUCAAUCCCAUCUUCGGUGUGGCUGGUUCUCUCAUCCGGGUGGUGCUGCACCACGUGGACGAUGAAGACAUCCAGAAACUCAAACGUGAAUUUGGCAGCGUGAAUCGAGCCCUGGACGAAAUCUCACAGCAGAACCGUCAAGCCCUGCUGCAAAUCCAGAAGGAAACGGUGGACAAACAGUACCACGAGGUAGAAGAAAACAUUCGCAAUCAGUUCCGCAAAUUCAUGGAGAUUGUGGAGGCCAAACCUGAGCAAGUGCAACGCAAGAAGGAUGAUUUCGUAGAGAGUUUCAUCAAUGAUAAAGAUGACCAGAACAUGUACACGCUUUAUGAAGGCGUGAUGGGGAAGCGCAAACUCUUCAGUCAGCCCAUCCUAGAUGUUUACAUGAAGCAUUCGCAGGGUGACCAGGGUGUCAUGGAAAACCUCUGCACUCGACUCGCGUACCUGUUCUGCAUCGGUUUCAUCGCUCUGAUGGGCUACUACGGCAUCCUGGGGGAUGAUUUGGAAUCUCGAAACGAAGAGUGGGAAGAGAAUAUGAGGAACGUGCAGGAGAAGAUGCAGGAGGUGCUGAGGAGAUGCAAGUGAUCGGGAAAGCUUUCUGCACAACCGAUGCUCUUUAUUGCCUUUGCGCUUUACCUUUUCCGCUUAAACUAAUAGAUUACAUCAACCUGCAGCUUUAGCUCCCUGAUGACCACAGGUCAUGCUGAAGCGUACACAAUCAUUUCCUGUAAUCUAGUUCUUGUUUUUUGUUUUUGAAUCAGUUUAAUACUACAUGACCAAGAUAUGUCACACUAACCUAAAGAAUGCUGGUUGUGGUUAUAUAAACAUAAUUCAAACUCAUAAGCAGUGUCACCUUGAAAAUUGACUACUUGAUGAACAACUUGUUUCCUGAAUAAAUAUAUAGUAUAUACAAAUGUGUUCUAUAAAAUACAUAUAUAAUUUAAAGAAACUAUGUAUCUAUCUAUAUAUUCAUAAAUGUUGCAAAAUAAAGAGCAUGCAAUUUACUGUCUGUGCAAACCAAGAUCAAAAUUUCGAUGUGAAACGUUCAUGUUUAUUAUGUAUCUUUUUGGCACAUUUAGUAAUAGAUUUAAGUGUGCAUUUAAGGUGUUUUUUUUUUUUGUGCCAUUAGAACAGAUUAUCAGAGCAUAUAUUUUAAUAUGAAAGGUGAAAUCUAAACUGAAGAAAACUUUUUGCAUUCCUUUGACCCUUUUAUUUUGGAUAAAUUGAAAAAUGUGGUUGCUAUACAGUGGCACAAUGUACAGUGCUGCACGUUUAGUCUUAAGUUCAUCUAAAUAAUCGUGUUUGUUCGUCCUUAAUCACAUUUAUUUAUCCAUAAAGCACUGCAAUAUACAUAAAUGUACCAUUUUUUUAUUAUUCAGUCUUUGGAAUGCUGUUGCGCUUAUAAUGCUGUACAAUAUCGUUAGAUUUUUCAAUAAAGAUACAAGGAAUGAAAACUA
This is a messenger RNA of Cyprinus carpio (common carp), 2033 nucleotides long. RefSeq names its product protein rapunzel-like. NCBI's taxonomy places the organism in Eukaryota, Metazoa, Chordata, Actinopteri, Cypriniformes, Cyprinidae. The record is from RefSeq and is a predicted model, not a curated record. The coding region runs from base 478 to 1161 and encodes 227 amino acids. The transcript is spliced from 3 exons.